CGGGGCCAGUCUGGUCUGCCCUGGCUGGCGGCCAACAGCCUGGGUAAUCGUCUCUUGAGGACAUGGACAGGUCCUAAAAGUAUUCAUCUGAUCUGUCGGAGAUGGAAUGUGAUGAUUUGUGGAUAAUGAAGACUAGCUGAAAGACAGUGAGGAGGGACACGACAGGCUGCUGCUCCGGAGCUGUUCCUGGUGUCUCUCUGCACUGUAACCAUGGCGAUGCUUAGCGUACCACUGGUGGUGGUCUCUUGCAGCUUCCUGGUGUUCCAGUGGCUGUUCCAUGGUGUCAGCCCGCGGCUGUUUUCAUGGCUCUGCCCUGCCUUCGUCCAUCUACCGCACACACACAGGAUGGAGUGGAACGCCAGAACAGUCUCUACGGUCCAUGCUCUUGUAGUGUCUCACUUCAGUCUGUAUAUAUUUCUAUUUGACGAAGGCAUCAAUGAGAACCCUAUCUGGGGAGAUCCAACAUUGGUGAAGCUCAACGUUGCCAUAACAACUGGAUACUUACUCUCAGAUUUGCUCAUCAUGUUUUCCUCUUGGGAGAUUACUGGGGACAAACUCUUUGUGUUGCAUCACCUAGCGGCUCUGUAUGCCUACUCAUAUGUCCUGGACCAAGGCAUAUUGCCCUAUUUUGCCAACUUUCGCCUUUUAUCAGAGUUCUCCACUCCUUGUGUAAACCAGCGAUGGUUCUUCAAAGCGCUGGGUUACCCCAAGACCUCUGUGCCAAACCUGGCCAAUGGUGCACUGAUGGCAGCCAUAUUUUUCUUGGUGAGGCUUGCUGUGCUUCCAGUCUACUACUACCGCGUCUUUGGAGUCUAUGGCACACAAGCCUACCACCUGCUGUCCACUGGGGGCCGUUUGGCAUGGCUGCUGUCCAGCCUCUGUCUUGACCUACUGAACGUGCUCUGGAUGCGGCGUAUCUGGAAGGGAUGCCUGCGGGUCCUCCACUCCUACAGAGGGGUCAGGGGUCAGCCCGGCUUCAAGACAGACUGAAUCUAUGUUUGUGACUCUAUGUCUUGGCAGACAGAAACUGUAGCUUCAACGUCACUGUAAUGUUGCGAUGUGAAUCUAUGUUUUGGCAGACAGGAACUGUAGCUUUAAUGUCAUUGAGAUGUUAUGAUGUGAAUCUAUGUUUCAGAGUGUGUGAAAAGAAGACAGUUAUGACGCACAUUACCGGGUUUACCGUAGUCUUCUUGCAUCACACAAUAAAAAAAGGUAUUAGGUAAGAUAAGAGCUAUAACUACAGUCCAAAUUCUACUCUACAGUACUCUAAAGGGUCACUACCACGGAAUACAAUGGUUGCCAGAGCAGAGUGACAGACGUCACAUGUUAGCCUGCUGAGCUACUCAAAAUGUGCAAAUGAUUGUUUUUUGAAAGUUGCAAUUGCGAACAUAUAUUAAAACAUCAUAGGGAUGGGAGAAACAUCUGCCAAGAGUUCCAUAUCAACUACAUGACUAGGCCUAUAUCAAUGUGGCAGAUAUGCAAUACAUUCUGGAAAAUAAAUGAAACUAUGCAAUUCA
Molecule: messenger RNA, 1517 nt
Organism: Alosa sapidissima (American shad)
Lineage: Eukaryota; Metazoa; Chordata; Actinopteri; Clupeiformes; Clupeidae
Product: TLC domain-containing protein 4-B-like
Exons: 8
Coding region: 211-990 (259 amino acids)
Biological process (GO): lipid homeostasis
Cellular component (GO): membrane; endoplasmic reticulum
Source: RefSeq, a predicted model, not a curated record